This is a messenger RNA of Psylliodes chrysocephalus, 13599 nucleotides long. NCBI's taxonomy places the organism in Eukaryota, Metazoa, Arthropoda, Insecta, Coleoptera, Chrysomelidae. The record is from the annotation of a GenBank genome assembly.
CAAUUUGAUAAUUUGGAUUCAAACAUGUUUCUGACAAUUUGACAGAUUUGUCAAAUUAUUUAAGAAAACCAAAUUUUAGUGAAAGUUACUUGAUGCUUUUAAUUACUCUUUAAUUUUAUUAUCGGAGUGAUUGCAGACAAAAUAAAUGCUCGACAUAAUUUUACAAUACUUUCACCUAUUUCAUUUCUGUUUACCUUAUAAAUGAUUAUCACAAAGAACUGUUAUCAUGGAAAGUGCAUCUACUAAUAUUGAACUGGAGUGGGUUGAACAUACAAACUCAACAUGGGCUUUAAAAAAUAGUGAUAACAUAGCUAACAGGGAUCUCGUUCAGUCUAUGUAUGAUAUUCUUUUACAAAAUAAAGAAGUGAGAGUAAUUCCUACGACUGUAUCAUCUUACAGUGAUGUCCAGGUAUUACCUACUUUUCAAUAUGACCCUCCUCUACCAAAUGAUCUCAAUCAUUACAUUACUACAUUGCUUACUUCCCAGUUGCAACUUGCCAAAGACGUAUGUUCAUCCACACAGUUUUCUGUGAUUUUAAAACAAAGGCUGUUACUUUUAAAAAGAAUUUAUUAUGCCUUAUUGAUGAAAUAUCAUGAUAAAGAAAAGCCUGAUAGUGGAACUUGUGAACCUAGUACCAGCACUGCUGUAGUAGUACCUAUAGUACCAAGAGAGAUAAUUUCUGGUUCGCAAGCCUUACUAGAAGUAGGAGUCAAAACAGGAUUGAGUUUGCUGUUCUCUUUGCUUCAACAGAAUUGGCAAUUCAGUGGAAUUCUUGGAAUUCCAUCACUUUGCAAUUCUGUUUUAGAAACGGCUGUGGGCUUAAUUGAAAAACUGCCACCACUAUGUCUUUCAAAUGAUUCUCAACUUACAAAUCUUGGUACCAGCAGUUUGGACCAAGUUUGCAGUUUUCUAAAAACAGCAGUACUAAUGGAAAAUUCGGCUGAUGAUAAUGGUAAAUUACUUUCUUGCGAAAUACUGCUAGGUCUGGCGCUGCAAAGAGGAUCUUUGAGAUAUUUGUUGGAGUGGAUUGAUAUGGCAUUAGAGGCUUCUUGUAAAGAGCCUGUACUUGCUAGCAAACUAGCUAAAAAAGCAAUAUCUCAACUAGAAAGUCACAAAAGCAAAGAUAAAGUGCUCACAGACCAAGACGGCGAGGAAAUAAUAAUAUAUAAGGCUGCUUUAUGUCUCAUGGAAGUCUUAGUUACCAUGGCCAUUGACUAUGGAGGUGCUUGCUCAGCUGUGGAAUCAGAUUCCGAACUGGGAAUUUACGAAAAGAGCGAUGUUUUCGUAUGGGGAAGUAAUUCCUCUCAUCAGUUAGCCGAAGGGAAUCAAGAAAAAAUAUUGUUGCCUAUCAAAUCAAAGAUUUUUAAUCAAGUACAACAGGUUGAAGCUGGGCAGUACUGUACAUUUGCCAUUCACUGGGAUGGUUAUGUAAGCGCUUGCGGAAAAGGCAGCUACGGUCGGCUCGGCUUAGGGGAAUCCUCUAAUCAAAGUCUUCCCAAACGAAUACUCUUAGACGCAGUCGUUAAAAAACUAUCCAGCUCAAAAGGCAGCGACGGACACACCCUAGCUUUAAUGGAAAACGGGCAGGUCUACAGUUGGGGUGAUGGAGAUUAUGGAAAAUUAGGCCAUGGGAAUUGUGCCACCCAUAAGCAGCCAGAGAGGAUUGGCGGGCCGUUUUUGGGGAAAACUAUCAAGUAUAUUAACGCAGGAUAUAGACAUAGUGCAGCAAUAACUGACGAUGGCAAGCUGUUUACGUGGGGCGAAGGCGAUCACGGCAGACUGGGCCACUUAGACAAUAACGGCCGACACGUUCCUACUUUAGUUCAAGAUCUCGCCGACGUAGAGGUUGGUAUGGUGGCGUGCGGUAGCUCUCAUACCCUGGUCGUGUCUAAAGACGGAAAAACGGUUUGGUCAUUCGGAUCAGGGGAGAACGGAAAAUUGGGCCACGGGGAAAUUGCUAAAGUGUACAGACCGAAAGUUAUUGAAGCUCUUCAAGGAUUGAUUAUACAAAAAGUCUGCGCUGGGACAUCGUUUUCCAUGGCCCUCACUACUAUGGGACAGGUUUACACUUGGGGUAGCGGUCCCAUUUUGGGUAUGGGAUCGGCUGAUGCGAUAUGUCUUAGACCACUUUUGGUAGAAGAUCUGACGCCUUAUAGAAUAAUAGACAUUUCAGCAGGAGAUACUCAUUGCUUGGCGCUUAGCGAUGAACACUUAGUGUUUGCAUGGGGUACUAACAGUAUGGGACAGUGCGGGCAAGGCCAUACCUCGAGUCCCAUUACUAGGCCUCUUAAAGUUAUCGGCUUGGAGGGGGUUCCCAUAAGACAAAUCAGUGCGGGUACCUCCCACUCAAUAGCGUGGACAUCAAUACCCUCUGAAAGCCAGCACAUCACCAAGCAUAGACCGUUUUGCUUAGAUUUACACGAAAAAACGUUCGGAUUCUUGAAAGUAUUUUUAGAAAAUUAUACAGUUAGCUUUAGUUACAAGAAUCCUCCUCUACCUUUCAAAACAGCUGAAGAACACAACAGAUUCGUUCUGUUGACGUUAAAAUUGCUCAGCACGCAUUUGAAUCUCUGUAUAAACGGAAAUUUGAAUACAAGCGUGUUGAACACGCAUGCAAAAGUAUUGAGGACUGCGCUCUUUAGGUUAGUAGAUAUAGAUGCUCCUUCCGAAAUACACAACACUGCCAGGGAAGUCCUGAACAUCGGGGCUCCUCUACUCCUACCUCAGUUGAACGAAAGAGUGGAAUUUUUGCACUUGCACUUAUCUAGCGGCAACCAACUCUCUCAAGGUCAACAGAUGCUUUUAGGUAUCAUUUUAAACAGCCUGGAGGACCCUAUACACAUAGCUGCGUUGUUGGGUUACAGUAGUAUACCUGAAAAGAUUGAAGAUUUGCAGCUUACCGGAACUUUGAUGCAUACGUUAUUGAAGUCUUUUAGUAAAAAUACUGAAGAAACGCUGGACAGCAUCCUAAACUACAUGUCCAUAACGACGAAAUUCAAAUGGCAAAGUCCGGGUAAUUCGAAAAUCUACAACCUGCAGCGUUUACUCUCCUCCUUACAAAACCACAUGCUCGCGCAUUACACCAGCUCCACUAAAAAUCAGUUCAUGUACACCGAUAACGACAUAUUCGCGACUCACAUUACUUACGUCUUCAAAUUCGCCAUGAAAAUCUUGAACAGGGCCGCCAACAUUUUGAUUAUGUAUCCGUCUAGUUUGGAACUGUUGUACAACGUGUUGCUGGAAUCGGUAACGGGCGCCAUGCUGUUUAAAAUAUUAAAUUCACUGCUGCUUAUGCCUGUUUUAUAUGUGAAAAAAUUGUAUCCCGCGCUUUUGGAACUGAUGGAUCCGAUUGAUAGAUUUAAUCAAUUGUUGCCGAGAGAGCUGCUUAACAACGAAAAAGAUUCUUCAAGAAGCGAAACUCCAACUUUGGAUCAAUUGGCCGAACAAUCUUGGAUAUGGAUAGUAGAUAUGCAAAAAACUUGCUCGCUGGUAAUAGGUCAUUGUCUAGGGGGUAUGCUAGUGGGGGAACCGCCAUCAAAAGUCGAACUCCAUUGCCGGAAUUGGUUGUCAAACGAAAUAUUCUCGGCUGGUAUAACGGAAGAGACGGUCGAUCAAGCUGCUUUGACGGAACUGUCUUAUCUAGCCACCAGUAAAUACACGGAACAAAUUUUAAUAACUUUAGAAAACUUACCGUCACCAGUUGAAAGUUUGUGCAAGCUUGUUUUCGACUUGCCUUGUCAGUAUGAUGAAGCUUGCGCUUUACCACCGGACGAGCUUAGAGCGAACAACAGUUUUUUCAAUAAACUGAUGGAGGACAUCGAAGUCGAAUCCUGGGAGUUCGACGAGGACGACAAAAAGUUGUUGGACACCGUGACUAAAUGUUAUUUGAUGACCGUAUUGAGGCAGCUUGGUCUGUUGGAAAAAACGCCCAAUCAUCCGGCGGCUAAGGAGGUUUUCAAGAGCGUCUUGAAUUUGAGACAGAAAAUGAUUGGUUUGAUCUAUUGCGAGGAGUUUCAAGAGGAAUUGGCCGAAAAUCAGUCUGACAAUGAACAAGCCGAGAAUUUAAUUAAAGAAAAUUUGCUCCUGGCCGAGAACGACCAGCAAAGUUUCAAGACGUCUUGUCAAGAAAUUUUGAAGAGGUGCUUGUUUCUAUUGAUUUAUGUAAGAGGCAUUGACGCUGAUAUUUCACCAAAUUCAUCAAAUUCCGAUUCUGAAAUCGAAAUAGAAAAACCCUAUAUUGAAUUUUAUAAACCCAACAAAGAAUCUGCAUCUCUCGGAGAUCUAAGAAAAAUUUGCCAUUCGUUCCAGUGUUUCGUUUUAAAUGAACCAAUAGAAAAAGUUAGAAAUUUCAUCAACAGUGACUCAAGCGGAUGGUGUACUGAUCCCGAUGUGCUUUACAGAGCUUUGGUGCAACAAAAAAAUAGAGCUCUAGUUAGAUUUGAGAGUUUGGAUCAACUUUUGUACCAUUUGGUAACGCGAGAAACUUCCCCAACUGUUUUGAAUUGCAUUCAGCAGCAAUUGCUCGAAGGUUCUUUCGGGUUUUGUAACAUCAAGAACGAGGAUUCUUGUACGCAACUUCAUCAUUAUUUGGAAGGCAUACAGUCGGCGCCUUUGGAAGUGCAGGAAAAAAUUCGAACUGUAGUGCACGGUAUAUACCACUUUUUGACCCAAUCGCUGAAAAGACAGACGUUCAAUAAUUCUGAUAACAAGCAGCUUUUGUUGGUCACUGUAUUUUCAUUGAGUACUAGGUACCUUUCAAACGACUUACCAGUCGUAAUAAAUAACGAUCUCCUGCAACUUUUAAUGAAACUAAUCAACUUCCAAUUACUCCCUACGAAACUUCUAAACAAAUGGGAGUUGUUGAGCGUAGCCGCCCUCAGACUGACCCGAAUUUUAGCCAUGUCUUGUUGCGUCCAUUCAAAAAAAAUCGAUCUAUCCACUCUCGAGAACGUAGUCAACAUCCUGCACGAACAGUUCGUCAAAUCGAUAGAAAAUUUCGACGAGAGUUGUCAAAACGUCGCCGGCGCCAUUUGUACGAACUUUAACAAGGAUGGCGAACGGAGUUUGGGUGAUUUUUUGCUGUUUCUAAGAAUCAUCUCGUCGAGUCACGCUAUACAGAAGUUGUUGGCUUCUAAGAAGUGGAUAUUUGCUUUGCUCGCCAUUUUGGACACUUCGAAUUUGUAUAUGAGCUACGCAUCGCAGUUGAAAACGUUGCGUCCAAAAUUGUUGAUUUUGCAGCUGUUGCAGGUUAUUUUGCCAGGUCUGCAGGCUGUCCAUAUCGACGACGACCUAAGAAAACAUAUUAUCAACAAACUGUUCAAUCAAAUUAACCAUCAGGUUUGGAAUAUACCGAAAAUUGUAAACGAAGCACCAUCAGCGGUCAGUUGCGAUUUUUCAGAAAGCGAUUUUUUGGAUAACAAAUUAUUUAAAGAGGGGGAGGGCAACGUGCCUGUUCACGAUAUGGGAUUCGAUCCAGAAAAAUGUUACAAUUGUACCAUUGAAGGUAAUUUGACCCUCGUUCAUGGUACCGGUGGUCGAGGUUAUGGUUUAGCAUUACAAGCGAUAAGAUCCGGUUGUUAUCAAUGGAAAAUACUCAUAGUGAAGGAAAAUAGAGGUAAUGAAGGCACGUGUAUAGGUGUGUCUAAAUACCCCGUUAAAGAUUUCAGCCAUAGAUCCACGAACGACAUGUGGCUGUACAGGGCUUACAGUGGUAGUUUAUAUCAUAAUGGCGAAAGAGAUAUGAGUUUUCAGAGCUACACUCAAGGUGAUUACAUCACAGUAAUAUUAGACAUGGACGCGAAAACGUUAAGUUUCGGAAAAAACGGCGAAGAACCCAGAGUGGCGUUCGAAAACAUCAACGCUACGGAGCUGUAUCCUUGCGUGAUGUUCUACAGCACAAAUCCCGAUGAAAAAGUCAAAAUUACCGACAUGAAAGUUCACGGUACUCAACGUGAUUUGCUACCCGGCGAACCAAAUUUGGCGCCCUUACAUGCCGUUUUAAUAGAAUCUUAUGUGAUGCUUUUAAGAAAGUUACACAACGCAGCUACGUGGACUGAAGACGUAAAUGAAGCUUUAAUCACAAGACUGAAUAAAAUAGAAAGUUUAUUCCCGGUUAUAGAUACUCACAACAUGGAAGACGAUGUAGAAUUGACGCAGGAGAAGAUUAGCGAAUUUAAAUCUGAAAUACAAACGGACGAGUUGUGCAAUAAUGUUUGGGCGGCUCUUGUAGUAAUUGCAGGCUUGGACCGCGGUAUGAGAAUGGGUGGCAUUUGCAAACACAAAACCACCGGUAAGAAAGCAAUAGUACUUGGUAUAUUGAAGAAAGGCAUUACCACCGUCAACGUUCAAUGGGAUUCUGACGGCGGCGUAUCUGACGUGACGAUUUCUAACCUAGAAUUCGUCGAACCACCGCCGUUUUCCAUCAACAAAUUCAUCGGUUUGACGCCGCACGUUCUGCUACAAAUCGCGCGACUCAGCGGCAUAACCAACGAGAUAGCCAUGCCGAAUUUCGACCUCACUGAAGACGAACAGAUGCUGUUGCAACCUAACAGAGGUCAAAAGUAUUCAGUUCCAGAACAUUUAAGAUGCAGUUCCGAUUCCCAAAUCCACAACCAAAACCCUAACGAGCGACCCAGAACCAUGGAAUCUCUUACCAACGAGAUGGUGUCUAGCAUUAUGGGCGAAGUCAAACGUUUGAGUACAGAAAAAAUAGCCGGAUCGCAAAGCGAGUCUAAAAUCAAAGAUGGCGGCGAUGCUAAAACGGAAAACGACAAUGAUAAUUUGCAAACGAAUUUAUUGGAAAAGAGACUAUUGGAUUUGGAGGAGGAGACCCUCAAACUUGCUUAUUUGCAGUUUUCUGCACUAAAAGUUUUAGGCAUAUUCAUCACGUCUUCCUCUUUCACCGAAUUGUUUCUCGCAAAUACCAAGUCGAAGCCGGAAGACGUGGAAUGCAUGACGAGCAUCAUGCACGCCUUGGUAGAUAAAAGCAUAGACCAGUGCAAACUGAAAAACAUCAUGGGAGUGGCAGACACUGAACGCGCGCAAGCCAUCCUGCACAUGAGUUACGUCAAGUGUCGUUCUUCCGAAGAGAAGAAGAGUCUAGCUCCCAGCGCUAGUAAAAUUGAUAACUCGGUUACGAGUUUGCCGAGCUCGACGAUAUGGCCUGACAGUAGCAAUCAUUCCAGGAAAAUUGUACGGUUAAAACCGCCGAGACCGAGUAGUUUAGUACCGAAACCGCCAUCUUCGUUAAGCGUUCAUACAAGCGCUUUUCCGUAUGUUCCGUAUGGGGCGACACAUUCUACGUCUUUAAACGCAAGUCCGAAUCUAAACAACCCGGUAAGAAGUCGCCUCUUUUCCGGAUCCGAAUCGGAAGAAAACUUCUGGGGCAUCCGCCGCAUAUCAUCCAAUUCACCCCCGCCUCCGCCCAUAGCCACGCCUUUAUUAGAAAUGGGUUUCACCAUCAACCACAUCCUUAAAGCCUUGAGAGAAACGAAAUGCGCUGGCGAACUUAACGCUCAUACGGUAAACACUUUGGCUACUUGGAUGUUGGAGCAUCCUUAUCUGGAUGUCAGUGAAGACGAGGGUACGUCCAACAGGAGCAACUUGUUGAGGUCUUUGAUGGAACGCUCGCAGGAUAUACCGAGGCCGCAGAGUUUGGAGGGGUCAGAAAUUGAGUUUAUCCAAAGGAGAGGUUUCUCCAGAAGACGAGGAUCGGAUUUACGCAAUUUCUUAGAACGCGUUGAUCGGGCGUUGCACGAACGAGUUAGAGAAAGACAGCACGUCAGAGGCGAAGCCAACCCGCUCCUAAGAAACCCUUCGGUAGAAGAUUCGAGCAGCGAGAACGCCACUCCGACUUCAAAUGAAAGCGUGGACAGACAACAGCCGAACAACUCGUCAUAUGUUAGCGUGGAGAAUCCUUGCGCGAUUUGCCCUUACUGCAAGCAUUUGUCGCCGUAUUUAGACGCCCAUUUGAUAUCCUACCAUCCGGGUUGUAACACUUUGUGGGGCCAGGGCGUUUGCGGAUACUGCUCGGACGGCUACUACAUACUAUGUUACAAAUGCAAGCAGAAAUACUCGAAUUGCAGCAAAUCCGACAAUCAUAUUCAGCUGCAGGCGCCCGAUAUAAUUUUCGACGACAACGAUAUGACCGAAGCUGACAUACAGCUCGCUAAAUUCACGAUGCCCAAUUGCGAGGAUACGGAAUUAAUGAAAAACUAUUUGGGAAUGAACGAUUUGACUGUGGAGACUUUCAGUUUGGUCAGAUUCGAUCCGCUGGGGAUAAAUGCGGUACCGAAAAUGGCUAGUGAAAAAGAAGAUAAACCGGAAUCGAGAGUGCGGUCGGUUGGGGGCCAAGCAAUGACCUUGAUUUCCUCUUUCGAACGGAUACUAGCGUUAAAACAUUUGACUAUUACGACGCAUAUUUUGUUAUCCAGAACUAUUAUCCUCAACGUACUAUCGAUACUUUCGAUGAGUACCAAUUACUUCUCCUUAGUUAACUGCUUGGAAUCGAUCGGUUUAUCUGAUAUAACCAAAGUGGUGCGUCUGAUGACUUUAACAGCUAUGAACCGCGUCGAAAUAAACAACAUCAAAAAUAACCAAGACAUCCCAACGUUCCAGUUACCGAAAGGCUUUUCGCAGCUCAUCACUAAUCUAUCGAGUGCCGCAAACAGCUGUUUGAAUUAUUUGAGUGUCAGCAUAGCGGCUUUGGCGCAAAACGAAAUCAGCUCGUCGAAUUUGGUCGUCAAUAUGUGCACCAAGGAUUUGAUUAUGUUCGCGUUGGGCGUAUCAGCGUCCAAGUCAGGUUUCGCCGUUACUCAGGCUUUGGUUAAUAUUCUGUCUACGCACGGCGGAUGUUCUUUGAUGGAUCUGCCGAAGGAGGAGGCGCCGCAAAGUCCACAGCCAGAAAGCAAGGAUAUCGGUCCGCUUACGUUGGUCAACGCUUUGUCCGCGUUUAUAUUGUCGAGUAAAGUGGAUCAUAGCAGUAAGCAGUGGGCGGCUCAGCAGCUGUUUAAGUCUCUUGCAACGAAAAUCCAAAUGAUGGCCGGCUCGAACGCAGACCAAGUAAAUUUCGCGGAUCUUUCAAGCUUUAUGCCAAAACAGAACACUGUUUAUUUAGAAGCUCACGACAACAGGGUCUCGUCAUUGGCCUGGCACGAACAAAGUGGGUUGUUGGCUUCUUCAGGCUACGAUGGUACAGUCAGACUUUGGAUGGUCGAACCCAAUAAACAACCUGUCUUGGAUUCCACCCUGGUAUUCCAUAUUUCCACUGACGUGUUCGGUAGCGAACUACAAGACAGGUUAAUAGGACAUUUAAAGUGGGCCCCUACGGGAAAUUUCAUCGCAGCCGCUUUGGACAACAUCAUCAAUAUCUGGCCAUUAAAAAAAUCCGAAAACACGAAUUGUUACAGCGAUUGGUUCAUCGAAGAUCAAAAGGAAUUCAUCACGGUGAUGACGUGGCCAAAACAUAAAGGCGAAACCACGAAAGACAAAGAUUUUUUGAUCGUCGGCAAAAUAGAUGGAUCCGUUUCGAUGAUCUCAUUGACAGAGGAGAGCAAACAGGUUUCCGUACUCCAGAAUUUUACUAUGGCCAGAGCUGUAGUUCACAUCGACUGGCAUCAAGAAGACGGUCCGUUCGCCAUCGCUUAUUACGAUGGAACCAUAAAACUCGGUUGGGUCGAUAAAGAAGCCCAUUCGAUCAAUUGCAAAGCGCACGAAAACACUAUCAACGGCCUCCAAUGGGAUCCGCGCGGAAUACUUUUGGCUUCUCUAUCGGCUGACUUGACUUGUAAGGUAUGGACGGUGACAGAUGACAAAUUGGUGGCUGUGCACGUAUUAGUACAAGCGUACGAACCUAUCAGCCUUGUUUGGUCGCCUCUGGUUAGUGAAGGACCCACUCCGUUGUUAUUGGCAAUUGGUAGCAGCUAUGGUACCGUGUGCGUUUGGAAACUACCCGACGAGAAAAACCAACAAGAAAAAGUUCCCGUAUUAGUAAUAAAUGCACAAGGUCAUUCAUACAAUGGCGUCUCCACCCUUUGCAUUGACAAAACCGGUUUGUUGCUAGCCAGCGGUUGUUUAAAAGGACCCAGUGGCGUUGUCAACAUUUGGUCGCUACACGAUGGAAGCCUCGUUCAUUCAACCACAGGAAACGGCGGGGUCACUUCAAACGGAAUGUACUGGUUAAACGUCAAUAACUACCUGCUAAUAGCUUUUGCAAGAACGAAAACUAUCUGCGUGCUGAGUUACAGCGCCCAGGAUCUGAUUAAAAACCUUCCUUUAGCAGGCGUCCGAUGUACUCUCAUUAAAAAGGGCAUCAAAGGACUAAAAACGGCGCCUUUCUUCAAAGUAUUGGCCAACAUGCUGCCCAACAUGCUUCAAGAUCAAUACAACACAGAAAAAUUGACUGUUCAAACAGGAGCUCAUCUGAUGCAUUCGGUUUAUUUGAAAAGCCUGGCUUCGAUAGCGCUGCUGCUGGACUUGGACAAAAUCAUUUGCUACAAAUUGCGCCCUUUCAACGAUAAGGGCGUUUCGGAAUUCGUUCCGGAUCUGUAUUGGUUGCACACUUUCAGUUUGGCGACCAAGAUGGCCGACAGUUUGAUCAAAAGAACGGAAUUGUCUGAUGAUGUAAUCAAUUUGAGUAGGAUAUUGGAGGAAGACGUAAAACCGUCCGCUAUCCAGAACGUAUUUUGGAGUUUAAAGCAAGACGAGCAGAUCAUGCAAUGGGCGGCUCAGAGGCCACAGGAUUGGCAAUUCGGAGGUAAAUGCAAAGCUUACCUCUGGGGUUCCGAUCGGCACGGUCAACUAGCUGAAUUAGGAUACAGCGCUUCGAUUCCAGCAGCUGUUGAAUCAUUUUCUAUAGCGAGAAAGAUCGUAUGCGGACAAAACUGUACCUUUGUAAUCGAAGCCAAUGGUACGGUAUUGGCUUGCGGUGAAGGCAGCUACGGACGAUUGGGCCAAGGUAAUUCCGACGAUCUGCAUUCUUUAAGCGUCAUUUCGAGUUUGCAGGGCUUCGUCGUUGUCGAUUUGGCGACUUCGGUUGGCUCAGAUGGACAUAGUUUGGCUUUAGCUGAGAGCGGUGAGGUAUUUUCUUGGGGUGAUGGAGAUUACGGUAAAUUAGGGCAUGGUAACAGCGACCGUCAACGAAGACCGAGACAAAUCGAAGCUCUGCAGUUCGAAGAAGUAGUUCAAGUGGCUUGCGGUUUCAAACAUAGCGCGGUGGUUACUAGAGAUGGUAAAUUGUUCACUUUUGGUAAUGGAGAUUAUGGUAGGCUCGGUUUAGGUUCGACUUCGAAUAAAAAGUUUCCCGAAAAGGUGACGGCAUUGGAAGGGCAAAAAAUCGGUCAAGUCGCUUGCGGACUGAACCAUACGGCGUGCGUGUCCGUAGACGGUAUGAGCGUUUGGACGUUCGGCGAAGGGGAUUAUGGGAAAUUAGGUUUGGGACACGUCACGACGAAGUCCACGCCUCAACUGGUGGAAACGUUGUGCAACAUCGGGAUAAAGAAGGUUGGUUGCGGAACGCACUUGACGAUAUUCCUAACGGCCAGCGGAAAAAUUUACGUGUGCGGCGUCGAUCGCGUUCCAUGGCAGACGCACACUCGCGAACGAUCGGACUCUCGUCCGCAUCAAUUAACAAGUCUCGCUGAUUAUGUCAUCGACGAUUUUGCCGUCGGUACGGAACACUGCCUGUUCUUGACUUCAUGCGGUAAGGUGUUCGGUUGGGGUAUGAACACCGAAGGGCAGCUUGGAUUAUUGCACGUUUCGUUGGUCAGAGAACCAGAGAUUAUUACAGAGUUGUCGAAUAAGGGGAUCAAGCAGAUUUCUACGGGUAGAACGCACAGCGCAGCAUGGACGAGCGUGCCUCUACCGUUGAAAAAUGUAAGGUUCACAAAUUGCCUGAGUUUCGGCCUGCCCACCGAGAUACCUCCGCAAUACGAUCAUCUUCAGGGUCUCUCGAUCAAAUCCAUCCAAUCCCGUUUGAAAUUCCUGUACAAUUUCUCCGACAAGCUCUACUCUUGUUGGACCUUGAUGCCUCUGAGCGCCCAACAAAUCGACAUGCAAGUGCCGCCUUUGGAAGGCCUCAUUUCGCCUAAAUUGAGAACUCUAUUGGCGCCCAGAGUAUACACCCUACCUUUCGUUCGGUGUAUAGGAAAGACCAUGGUACAAGGAAAGAAUUACGGGCCCCAAAUAACUGUUAGAAGGAUUUCGCAAGAAGGUCGCAAAUGUAAGCCGAUCUUCGUACAAAUAGCCAAACAAGUGGUAGACAUCAUGCCGAACGAGAUGAGACUGCCAUCGAGAGCUUGGAAAGUGAAAUUAGUGGGAGAGGGCGCCGAUGAUGCGGGUGGCGUUUUCGACGAUACCAUUACGGAAAUGUGUCAAGAAAUAACAACGGGUAUCGUUCCGCUUUUAAUUCCCACCCCAAACGCCUUAAACGACGAAGGGUUCAACAGGGAUAAGUUCCUUCUCAAUCCGCAAUUGACGUCGUCGCAGAAUUUGAGUUGGUUCAAAUUUUUAGGUAUAUUAUUUGGAGUAGCUAUUAGAACAAGAAAACCCUUGGCUCUACCCAUAGCGCCCAUAAUUUGGAAACUAAUAGUGGGCGAACCGUUGACCGUGGAAGAUUUAGAGGAUACCGAUUGUAUGUACAUUCAGAGCCUAAGGAGUAUAAGGGAUAUACACCUUUCCGGCGUGACUGUAGAAUAUUUUCAUGACAUUAUACCACUGGAAUGCUUCGAAGGCAGAAGUUGUACGGGAAAGGUUGUUCCGAUCGUGCACGGUGGUCGUAACAUUCCGUUGACGUUCGAAAAUAGGGCGCAAUAUUAUGAGCAGGCUGUGAAAUAUAGAAUGCAAGAGUUCGACAUGCAGAUAGCGGCCAUCAGGGAAGGAAUGGCGGGCAUCAUACCGGUACCGCUGUUGUCUUUGGUUACCGCCGAGCAUAUGGAACAAUUGGUGUGCGGCAUGUCGCACAUAUCUAUUUCUAUUUUGAAAAAAAUUGUUAGAUACAGAGAAUUAGACGAAAGUCAUCAAUUAGUGCAAUGGCUGUGGAAUAUUUUAGAGAAUUUUACCGAUAAUGAGAGAGUUUUGUUUAUGAGAUUCGUAUCCGGGAGAUCAAGACUGCCGGCGAACCUGGCUGACUUGUCUCAGCGGUUUCAGGUUAUGAAAGUGGACAAAGCCGUGAAUGGCUUACCGACAGCGCAGACGUGCUUCUUUCAACUCCGAUUACCCCCGUACACGUCGCAGGACAUAAUGGCGGAGAAAUUAAGGUAUUCAAUUAACAAUUGCAAAUCGAUCGAUAUGGAUAAUUACAUGUUAGCUAGAAAUACGGAUCACGGGGUAGGAUCUGAUGACGAGUGGAACUGAGGAUUUUAAAUAAGGCUGAAUAUAUAGUUAAUAGAAGGAUUAAAUGUGUGGGCUUAGAAGAGGCGAAAAAAAUUGGAGGAAAUUUGGAUUGAAUGUGAUUUAUUUUUAAAUAUUGUGUAAAUCUGGAGGAAGGAGAAAAUUUCAGCAUUUAAUUAACUGUAAUUAAAUAUUAUGAAUUUGACUAAUCUAUAAAUUAAAAAAAAUAUAUUCUUUGGUUUCAAUUUCUUCCAAAAACCAGAUGUAACUUU